Molecule: messenger RNA, 2106 nt
Organism: Periconia digitata
Lineage: Eukaryota; Fungi; Ascomycota; Dothideomycetes; Pleosporales; Periconiaceae
Source: the annotation of a GenBank genome assembly
ACCUCUCUUUCGAUUCUCUAUCCUCCCACGCACGAACAGAGGAACGCGCUUUGCAACGCCACCAUGGCGGUUCAUAUCCCGUUUCUCUCGCGCCUUCACAUACGCGAAUACUUCGCCCUGUUGCUGUCCAUUAUUCUCGUUAUUCUCGAAUCCUUCAUUGCGCUCAUAACCCUCAUACUGCCCACGCCCGUCAUAAACUUCUGUUAUCGCGUCACACGUCGCCUCUUCAACCACCUCUCAUCACCCUCUUCGCGCCGAAGCAGGCAACAGAAAAAGGGUGUGUGGAGCUCCAUAGCGAGCGCCUCAGACAUCGGCGAGCUGUGUGAGCUGUACGGAUACUAUGUAGAGGAGCAUGUGGUACAAACCGGCGAUGGUUAUCUGCUUGGACUCCAUAGACUGGGAUGGAGAAGGGGCGAGGAGGACGUGAGGGUGAAUGCUGGCCCAAACAAAGGAGGCGUCCAGAAGAAAGUGGUCUAUCUUCAUCACGGCUUGCUCAUGAAUAGUGAAGUCUGGGUGUGCUUGACCGAGAGCCAGCGCUGCUUGCCUUUUGAACUUGUCGAGCGAGGUUACGAUGUUUGGCUUGGUAACAACCGCGGUAAUAAAUACUCCAAGAAAAGUGUACAUCAUGCCCCCACAUCCAAUGCAUUCUGGAACUUCAGCAUGGAUCAGUUCGCUUUCCACGACAUUCCAGAUUCCAUUGAUUACAUUUUAAGCACAACUCACCAACAAUCCCUGUCCUACGUCGGUUUCUCCCAAGGAACAGCACAAGCUUUUGCUACCCUGUCUAUUCACCCUACUCUGAACGACAAGGUUGAUGUUUUCAUCGCGCUUGCGCCAGCAAUGGCACCACCUGGUCUAACUUCUGGCAUUGUCAAUUCUCUGGUCAAAGCGACUCCGGACAUACUCUUUCUGGCUUUUGGUCGUCGUGCCAUCUUGGCUUCUGCAACCAUGUGGCAAUCUAUCCUUUACCCACCCAUCUUCGUUCGCUUUAUCGAUAUUUCUCUCAAGUUCCUAUUCGGUUGGACGGGCAGCAACAUCACGCCGCACCAGAAGCUUGCUUCCUAUCCCCAUCUCUACUCGUAUACCUCAACAAAGUCUGUCGUUCAUUGGUUCCAAAUCAUACGCAAUGGCGUCUUCCAGAUGUACGAUGACGAGGCACCAAACCCGGUCACUUCAAACCGGUCCAAGUACUACAAGGUCGCGAAGUUCCCCACCAAGAACAUCAAGACACCUAUCGUACUGGUCUACGGCGGUUCAGACAGUCUAGUGGAUAUCAACAUCAUGCUCAGAGAGCUACCUCGCCAUACCAUCGCGAAGGAGAUUCCGCACUAUGAGCAUCUUGACUUUCUCUGGGCAUCCUCGGUUGACCAGCUCGUUUUCCCACACGUAUUUGAAGCAUUAGAAGAGUUCGCCGGGUCCGGCAGUAUGUCUAUAGAACUUCGCAAAGAGAAGAGAUUUCGCUCACCUGGUAGAUACAAAGGUCUCCUUCCUGAAUCCGGGGCCCUACCUGGUCCAGAAGGCGACGACGCAGGUGACGAGAGCUCCUCAACACCAGGUGUUUCAAGAGUGAAGAAGUAUUCGCAGUCCUUACGGAAAACUGCAACUACGCCCGAACCUACCGAGAGCGUUCCCCAACCCCAGUCCCCGUCAGCUAUCAAGUCAAGAAUACCCUAUCCGGCAUCUACCUAUGCGGCAGCUGUGGAUCGCAACCAUUCCCCGUCUCAUUCAACCACUACCUUCCCGCCAGCCGCCGCCAAAGUAUCGAUAUACACACAAGACUCGCCUUCCCAGUCUGCGAUCACGGCACGGAGCUCGACAUCGCGCCCCGAAGGAUGGUGGUCCUCUGACGAGGUCGCGGGUACUGGACACUCUGGCCCACCUACUCCCACCGUCGGCCAGACCAGGCCAAGCCUCGAUCGAGCUAACAGCUUCGAUAGCCAGAAGAGCGGGAAAGUAAGUUUGUUUGAUGGGCGUGGAAUCAGUCUUGGUGUUGGAAAAGCUAUAAGUGGCAUCGUUGAUGGCGAGGGCAAAGGUGAAGCUAGCGGUAGCGGGAGCGAGUUGGAGAGGCGCAAGGGCAAGAAUGGGAAGAAGAAGGGGUCCAAGUAG